This is a messenger RNA of Exophiala dermatitidis NIH/UT8656, 1587 nucleotides long. RefSeq lists its product as uncharacterized. The record is from RefSeq and is a predicted model, not a curated record. Gene Ontology annotation, biological process: cytoskeleton organization; regulation of adenylate cyclase activity. Bases 1 to 1587 code for a protein of 528 amino acids. The transcript has 4 exons. Gene Ontology annotation, molecular function: adenylate cyclase binding; actin binding. Gene Ontology annotation, cellular component: cytoplasm. NCBI's taxonomy places the organism in Eukaryota, Fungi, Ascomycota, Eurotiomycetes, Chaetothyriales, Herpotrichiellaceae.
AUGGCUUCUCCGGGGAAUAGCAUGCACAAUUUGACAACCUUGAUUAAGAGACUUGAAGCUGCCACUUCCCGGCUCGAAGACAUUGCAACCUCCAUAGACGGCCCCGGAGCUUCCAGCACGAACGGUUUGGCCGGCGCUGCUGUAGCCACGUCGUCAGCCUCCGGCGCUACCCCUGAAACUGCCACACUCGCCCCCGAACCUCUGCCAAAGUCUGUGGAAGCCUUUGACAAGAUCAUCGAAGAAGAUGUCGACGCUUUUGUGAAAGCUGCAGCGAAGAUCGGAGGUCUGGUGGAAGAACAGGCCAAAGCUGUCAGAGAUGCAUUCGAGGCCGAACGGACAUACCUCCUGGUAUCCACGAAAGCCAAAAAGCCCGACCCGCAACCACCGGAAUUGAUGACCGAACUCCAUCGAUAUACCUCUACUGUGGAUGAAAUACGGGAAGCCAACCGUCCCUCCCCACUCUUCACCCAUCUCAGUGCCAUUUCCGAAGGCAUUGUAGCAUUAGGAUGGAUUGUUGAGAAGAGACCUGCCGAUUUUGUAACAGAUACUCUCGGAGGCGCUCAAUACUACGGCAACAAGAUUCUUAAGGAGUAUAAGGAGAAGGACAAGACGCAUGUCGAAUUUAUCCAAGCCUACUACAAGAUCUUCCGAUCACUUGCCGCAUAUGUGAAAGAGUUCUUUCCUACCGGUCUCACGUGGAACAACAAAGAUGGUGUUGAUGCUCUUGAGGCCCUCAAGCAGGUACAGGCCGGCACGGGGGCUGCGAAAUCACCAGUCGCUGCUGGAGGUCCACCUCCUCCGCCCCCACCUCCGCUGCCCAAGUUUGACGAUGAUGGUUCUGCUGCUCCUCCCCUGCCUCCCUCGAGCGGGGGUGCGCAGGCUGGGGACAUGUCAGCCGUUUUCAGUCAGCUGAACCAGGGAUCUGCCAUCACGGCAGGGCUAAGGAAGGUCGACAAGUCGGAGAUGACGCACAAGAAUCCGAAUCUAAGAGCAGGAUCGACGGUGCCUCAACGGUCCGCUUCACAAACGUCGGUAUCUUCUUCGGGCCGUGGCAAAUCACCAUUACCCAAUAAGAAGCCCGACAGCAUGAGGUCUAAGAAGCCCAGUCGGAAAGAGCUUGACGGUAACAAAUGGAUUGUCGAGAACUUUGAGAACACUGGAUCAGAAGUCAUUGAAAUCCCCGCGGAACUGAAUCAGAGUAUUCUCAUAUCUCGCUGCAACAAAUGUGUUCUGAGAGUCACCGGCAAGGCCAAUGCUAUAUCCAUCGACAACUGUGCCGGGCUGUCGAUACUGGUGGACUCUCUGGUGUCAAGCUUGGAUGUCAUCAAAGCCACCAAAUUUCAGGUCCAGGUCGACGGAGUGGUGCCGACCUUGCUGCUGGAUCAGGUGGACGGCGCGCAGAUUUAUUUGUCGAACGAGAGUCUAGGCACCGAGAUGUUCACCAGCAAAUGCAGUGCCAUCAACGUGGUAUUGCCGCCGAAAGAGGGCACGGAUGAGGACAGCAAGGAGUUGCCCUUCCCUGAACAGAUCAGGAGCGUGAUCAAAGAUGGUACUCUUGUCAGCGAGAUUGUCGAGCAUGCGGGUUAG